UUACCGCAGGAUGAUGGUAAGAUACAUAUCUUGUUUGGUGCAUGUGGUAGUGUUGCCAGUGCCAAGAUCAGACUGAUUGUGAAAAGACUUGAAGAUAUUUAUGGUAAAGACAAGCUGUCGAUACAGCUGGUGCUAACCAGUGCAGCCGAGCAUUUCGUUUCACGUACAGAUUUUGGCCCAAACGUGUUUAUCUGGCGUGACAAAGAUGAAUGGUCCACGUGGAAGACCCGUACAGAUCCAGUAUUACACAUCGAACUGCGUCGUUGGGCUGAUAUCUUGAUCAUUGCUCCGUUGACAGCCAACACACUCUCCAAAGUUGCUCUUGGUAUCUGUGAUAACUUGUUGACAAAUGUUAUUAGGGCUUGGAACACACAGUAUCCAAUUGUUAUGGCUCCUUCCAUGGUGAGUUAUGCGUACAACUCUGUACAGACAAAGAGACAUCUGAAGACGAUAAAGGAAGAGAUGCCAUGGAUCGAAGUUUUGAAACCAGCUGAAAAGAUCAUUGGAAGUUAUGGGGAUAUUGGUAUGGGCGGAAUGAUGGAUUAUAACGAGAUUGUGGAUAAGAUUGUU
Messenger RNA from Williopsis jadinii, 570 nucleotides. Its product is annotated as flavoprotein. The transcript has a single exon. The annotation marks the transcript as partial. The record is from RefSeq and is a predicted model, not a curated record. Gene Ontology annotation, cellular component: phosphopantothenoylcysteine decarboxylase complex. NCBI's taxonomy places the organism in Eukaryota, Fungi, Ascomycota, Saccharomycetes, Phaffomycetales, Wickerhamomycetaceae. Gene Ontology annotation, biological process: coenzyme A biosynthetic process. Gene Ontology annotation, molecular function: FMN binding; phosphopantothenoylcysteine decarboxylase activity.